UAUACCUAGGCUUCAGUUCCGCGGAGAAAAUCGAAAAUGGCUGUCUGUGUUGCUGUCAUAGCUAAAGAGAAUUAUCCACUCUACAUACGUACGAUUCCAACAGAGAAUGAGCUGAAAUUUCAUUAUACUGUCCAUACAUGUCUAGAUGUGAUAGAAGAAAAGGUAUCCUCAGUGGGGAAGAGCAGCACUGACUUGAGAGAGCUCUACCUUGGGCUUCUUUAUCCCACAGAAGACUACAAGGUUUAUGGCUAUGUCACCAACACAAAAGUCAAGUUUGUUAUUGUGGUGGAAUCCUCAAACACGCAGAUGAGGGAUAAUGAAAUCAGGAAUAUGUUCAAGACGUUACACAAUGCUUACGUUGACAUGCUUUGCAAUCCAUUUUACACUCCAGGAGAAAAUGUCAAAUCAAGGGCAUUUGACAGCACAGUUAACCAGAUGAUGAUACAGGACUGAAGUGUGUGUUGAUCAGAAAGCAGAAACACCCAUGGUGACUACAUCUUGUCCAGCAAGAAGCUUGAACAUUGAUGAUGCCAAUGAUAUCCUCUCGUUGCUUGAGAAAUCAGAGGAGAACCAUAGACACCUCAAAGACUUGAGGAAUAUUCGUGGAGGCUCCAAGAAUCCAAGUUGGAGCACCUGCAUAUUUAUUUUAUACUUGGAAGUUAUCUACUGGUUCUACAACUUCUACUUCUUCCCUUUCCAUGACUGAAGUGCUUCAGCCACAUCAGUGACCCAAACAGAAAUGCAAACAACAUGGCACUUCGGGACAGGAAUGAAGUUGACUGAACCAAACUAUACUCAAAAGCUGGGUUUGUGAAGGCCACAUUUUGCGUAAUCAAGUGUACAAAUUAUACGGAAGAAAGAUUCUUCAGUGGCCUCAUGACUUUGAAAUCCUGGCCUACACCCCAUCCCUGUUCGUGUGUUUCGUAAUAUUCAAAUGUGAUGAUACAAGUUGUGCAAUGCUUAGUUUUAUGAUGAAAGAGGCAUUACAUGAACAUGACUGUUUCGUGAAGAGGUCUAUGAAGUUAUGAAGGACUUCAUAAAUGACUGAACAAUUUUCUUGCCAUUUUGAUAAAUUGAUGACAGUUUUUUUCUGCUAAUCUCUUUUAAUUUAUGGCAAGUAGUGUAGAGAAUAACAAUAUUACUUAAGGACGUUCCACAGUUGUGUUUGUGUACAUCAUGAUCUAUGCAUAUUUUAUGCUACGUGCAUUGACGUCAUAAUGGAUGAAUAGGUGAUUAAUGAGCUAUAGGUACUACUAUGUAUCAACUGAUUUUUCACAUGAUCUACAU
Lytechinus variegatus (green sea urchin) is the source of this 1287-nucleotide messenger RNA. RefSeq names its product trafficking protein particle complex subunit 2-like protein (gene trappc2l). The transcript is spliced from 4 exons. Gene Ontology annotation, biological process: endoplasmic reticulum to Golgi vesicle-mediated transport. The record is from RefSeq and is a predicted model, not a curated record. NCBI's taxonomy places the organism in Eukaryota, Metazoa, Echinodermata, Echinoidea, Temnopleuroida, Toxopneustidae. Gene Ontology annotation, cellular component: nucleus; TRAPP complex; cytoplasm. The coding region runs from base 37 to 453 and encodes 138 amino acids.